AUGUCUGAAGUCUCAUUCAUUCUGCGCACACUCGAGCUUUUCGAUCUUGGUGCAUAUUCACCGCAGCAGAGUCUCGGGCCGGUGACAGAAGUAUUCAACUUACCAUUACCUCCUGAUACCAUGGUCCGACAGCCGUCAAUCAUUCGAGUAGACCGCCAGUCUACAAGCGCGCUGCCGGAAAAGGCGACUACACUUCGAGUAGUUGGCUCAGUAUUUGCACGCGAUCAUCCUUUCCUGGAUUUUCUGCACCCUCAACACUUUCGAGACAUGGUUGAGAUCAUAUACGAGGAGCGGGGUACAAGAGACGAGGCCUACGUUCGCUUUCUUCCUCUCCUCCACCAUGUUCUAGCCCUCGGAUAUCUGUUCUGUCGCAAAGAGCACGAAACUCGCGGCUGUUCGCAAGCCAUCGACACUGCGAUGAAGCACUUUGCUCACAGCCAACAACUCCUGAACGUCAUCAGAUGUGAUGAUCUCCUAUCUAUGCAGACUCUUCUAUGUGGAGCAGUUUUUCUCAUGUCUACCUCUCGAAUCGCGACCGGACAUGCACUUAUUGGACUCGCAGCUUCGUCGGCUAUGCGUCUAGGACUCCCUUGCGAAGCCAAUAACACCGCACCCAUGCUGCAAGACGAGCGGCAGAUGAGGGAUUUGGUUUUCGCCAGCCUUCUGAGAAUGGACAUGUAUACAAGUCUCAUCCUGGAUCUGCCGCGCUUCAUUCAAGACGACCUGGUUGAUUUGAGUCUUAACAGCCUCUACGCAAGGUUAUCAGAAGAAGAGAAGAUCGAAUUCCGCACAGAAGCUUCCAUAAAGCACCUCGAACUCCUCCGCCUCACCUGCAACGCUCGACGUGCAGUCUAUGUGAACCCAAUGACAGGUGAGCGCAUCGAGACGAUCGACCUGAACCAGUUGAGCAGCGUUGAAGGUGAGCUUCAUCGCUGGACAGAAGAAGUCUCCGUACUAUUUUCACGAGUACCCAAGAGCGUGGACUUGGCCAUGCAAAAACACUUCUUGGAAACUGCAUCGAAUUUCUCCCAGCUGAUUCUCUACCGGCCGUUCUUGCAUUAUCUUCGGCACAUGGCUGACAACAAGGCUCCUAUACCUCGCUCGCAAUCUCGUCACGCCCUUGCCUGUGUAAAGCUUGCAUCCAAUACCAUUCUGCGUACACAGCUCGUCCUCGGCACUGAUACGCCUGUCCCACUAUCCUGGGACACUAUCUACACGCUGUUCCUCGCCGUUAUGUGCUUGGUUUUCCUAAUUUCGGCGCACAAUGGCACCUCACUUCCGAGUGAGGCUUGGAAACGCGCAAGCAUCGGAAUUGGUAUCCUUUACGCGAACGCCUGCGUGGACAAUGGCGCGAGCAUGUGCUUAAGGGUCUUACGGACCGUGGUUCAGCAGCUAAACCACACAGUCGACUUUGAUUUUGAAGAGAUCGAACAGAGGACGCGGAAGGUGUGUGCUGGAGAAAGAACGGCUGAUAUGCUGAGGAAAGUAGCUACAGAGAGGCCGCCCCCCGGUCCAGCGAAGGUAUCGAAGCCGUUCUCCACAUCGACGUCCACCUCAACAGGUCGGUUCGCAGAUGCGGAUGGAAUGCUUGCACACGCCGAGGAUCUGCCGCUGGGAUUUGGUUUCACGGAGGUUUUGAACAUGGAUAGCGAGGAAGACGAGCACACCACGUACACCUCGGACCACCGAUGA
Molecule: messenger RNA, 1692 nt
Organism: Cyphellophora europaea CBS 101466
Lineage: Eukaryota; Fungi; Ascomycota; Eurotiomycetes; Chaetothyriales; Cyphellophoraceae
Exons: 2
Coding region: 1-1692 (563 amino acids)
Biological process (GO): DNA-templated transcription; positive regulation of transcription by RNA polymerase II
Cellular component (GO): nucleus
Molecular function (GO): sequence-specific DNA binding; zinc ion binding
Source: RefSeq, a predicted model, not a curated record